UAAACAACAAUAAUAACAGUGAUUUCAAACAACCUCAUAGUUUGAAAAUUCAAGGUGAGAGAAUUCAUUGAUUACAACAACAUACUUUUAGGAUGAAUGUGAGACAGGCAAGAAGUGCAAUUCAAGAAGCAAUAGUAUCAAGGUUUUACAUUAUAUUGCAUAUCAAGAGUUUUUCAGUGGAAUAUGUCUGCAAUUCCUGACCAUUUCCCUGAAGAGCAGUCUUUGUCAAGAUAAACACCACUUAUGCACUCUUUAUAAUACUUUUUUUUUUCAUCUAAAAAAAAUAAAUAAAAUAAAAUCUUUAGAUAUUGAUCUUUUGAGAACUCUUCAUAUCAUGUAAAGAUGCUUUUGUCCGCAGAAAACUUGGCAAAGAUUGAGAACUACCGGUAUUCUUCAUGAUGCAGUUCCAAAUCCUUCUUAUAGAAUUGGAUAUCCAAUGCAUGUCAAGGUUGCUAGGCGGCGCUUCCAGUCCAACACAAGCCCCUCCGCUUUCGGUUGGAUAUAUUGCGGAUCUCAUAACUUCAGUCCCGCAGCCUGGGGACUUGUCAUCCCCCCUUCACCACAGAAUGGAGGUUCCGGCCUUCAUAACAGCAUUCUUUCUGGUUCAAGAUUGCGGAUAUCCAAUUAUGAGCUCGGCAUCAUUUUAAUUGUCCCCCCGCCCAACUCGACGAGAGGACCUCUCGGAAAUUUGCGCAAUCUCGAUGCUAUAAAACUGCCAUUUUUCAUGCCGGCGCCGAGAUACUGUGGAAGUGAUAGACCGGCUACAGCAAGCGCCAUGCGAGAGGCUAUGGCCGAGCGUCUCAUUUCUGUGAAGUUUUUGUCGACGGAGCAGGACUUCCAAGAGAUGGAUGAGGAGGAUAUUGUUGAUGAGGAAAUAGUUGGACCAUCCGAGUAUAUUGCAGAAGAAAAUGAGGAUGAGAAAAUCUAUGCGGAGAUGCUUUGGAGCCAGGUUGAUUCUUCUAAUGGCUUUUGACUUGGUUGGUACUAGUGUUUCGAGCUAAAGAGGAACUGUUCACGUUAUACCUCCAAGUUAUAGUCUUAUACCCCUUGUAGCGUCCCUGUAACAUUCUUGUACCUUCUAGUAAGUUUUUUUCUUCUAUUUUUAUAUAUUUGUAGGUUACAAGUAGGUUACAGGGAGGUUAUAGUUGGUAUAACUUGAAUAUAACCCUCCAAUACCCCUGAAUAACCUCCCUGAUGUACGUAGCGCUGCUUACAUCUUACGCACACAAGUUUUUCUCGACUAUGAGAGCUAAAUGUGCCAAAAGAAAAUUUUAAGUGCUUAAUGUUUGUCAUGUCAUGCCUCUCAUAUCAGAGGCAACCAAGCUAAAAGAAUAGAUGCUAAAUUUGAAUAGGAGAGCAAAUAAGCUUGGACU
Molecule: messenger RNA, 1373 nt
Organism: Phalaenopsis equestris
Lineage: Eukaryota; Viridiplantae; Streptophyta; Magnoliopsida; Asparagales; Orchidaceae
Exons: 2
Coding region: 437-973 (178 amino acids)
Biological process (GO): DNA repair
Cellular component (GO): nucleus
Molecular function (GO): phosphoric diester hydrolase activity
Source: RefSeq, a predicted model, not a curated record